UCAAACAGUCCCGGGUGUUACUCACAGUUGUUAAAUAUAACUUCUUUGUCCCCUCCAAAAGGCGGAAGAAAAAUAGAGUUCUUGGGCCUACACAUUCAUUUUGGCGUCAUCCCCGAACGUACUUCGAGCCCUAAAUGUCUAGAGGACCACGUUACACGAGGCAGGAAGAAUGAAGCCUUUUACGAGAGCAGUCUUUUUGACUGUUACUCUGGCGAUUUUGUGGGAAGUUACCGAAAGCGUCAUAACACAAUAUCCUACAAAUGAAACAAAUAUUACUAUCGCUACGACAGUUGGACCUACGACUUAUGAAGUUGUAACUGAUGGCAUAACAACAGAAGAAUCAGACAUAAUUGAAACAGAUGCGCCUACGACAGAAACAGAUGACAUCACAACAGAAUCAGUAAUAAUUGAAACAGAUGAACCUACUACAGAAACAGAUGACAUCACAACAGAAUCAGUAAUAAUUGAAACAGAUGAACCUACGACAGAAACAGAUGACAUCACAACAGAAUCAGUAAUAAUUGAAACAGA
This is a messenger RNA of Owenia fusiformis, 531 nucleotides long. Lineage: Eukaryota; Metazoa; Annelida; Polychaeta; Sabellida; Oweniidae. The record is from the annotation of a GenBank genome assembly.